Messenger RNA from Aspergillus uvarum CBS 121591, 600 nucleotides. RefSeq lists its product as uncharacterized. The record is from RefSeq and is a predicted model, not a curated record. The transcript is spliced from 2 exons. Lineage: Eukaryota; Fungi; Ascomycota; Eurotiomycetes; Eurotiales; Aspergillaceae. The coding region runs from base 1 to 600 and encodes 199 amino acids.
AUGGCAGCUCUGCUGCCCACCAUGAUUGGCCUGAAUGAAGCUUCCCAACACACCCGCGACCAUGAAGAAGAUCGACGAGCAUCAGCCCGCAAGCAGCGCUGCCAUCUGAUUGCCAGCUGCUCGCUCACCCAAGGGACCCCUAGUCAGCGCGAAGAAAUUCAGAACGCAAAGGUAUUUGUGGGUCAAGACGGCCGGCUCUACAUCACGAAAAAGGCACCGAGCACGAUGUCUCCCUUCAAUGGAGGGUUUUAUACUCAUCCAGCAUUCCCGACUGACAAUACCUCCGGGUUGGUGACUGUAACAGGCGAACAACCACCCACUUUACGGUGGGCGUUUCUAGACGCGCAAACCUACGAAGUGCGUUGGGGUAGUCGACCCGACAGUGAGGGCCACGUCUGUGGGCCCUUUGACUGGACCAAGGAUGAACAGCGAUUGACGCUGGAUGGGUGGGAGGGCUGGCUGGCGGUGCAAUUGCCGGACGAUGAGGCCGGAACCGGGCUCUGGCGGCUAUACUUCGACCUGAACGAUGACGGAGCAGAUCUGCCAGUCGGAGCGCAGGGAUUGGAGAUUGUACUAAGGCGGGUAGCGGCGGAAAGUUGA